CCUAAAUAGAACAGGACAACAUGUUUCAGGCCAGCUGACAGACCAGAGGCCUGCUGCUGCUCAGUGACAUGGAGAGACUUGAGCGGGCUCUUUUCCGUCUAGAACAAGGCUUUGAGCUGCAGUUCCGCCUUGGUCCUACCCUCCAGGGUAAAGAUGUCCAGGUUUACACCAACUUCCCUGCAAAAGGCCACAAGUUUGAUCGCCUUAACUUUCGUCCUUUGGAAUGGUUCUACCCCAACGGAAGGGAGGAUGACUGUGAUAAAUACUGCAGACUGGACUUAAUCGUUGCUGGAUCCUAUCAGUACUAUUUCUCCUGUGGGGAUAAAGAGAAAGUGAGUGGUGGUUACAUUGUCGUUGAUCCUGUGCUGAAAGUGGGAGCCAACAAUGACAUCCUCCCACUGGACUGCAUCAGCAGCCAAACAUACGAGGCCAAGUGCCUCGGACCACUGGACGAAUGGCUUAACAGGCUCAGGGUUGCAAAGGAGACUGGCUACAACAUGAUCCAUUUCACCCCGCUACAAAAGCUUGGUCUGUCUGGCUCCUGCUACUCCAUAACUGAUCAGCUGAAGUUAAACCCUAACUUUUCACCUGACAAGAAGCACUAUACCUGGGAAGACAUCGGUAAACUGGUGGAGACACUGAGGAAAGACUGGAACAUGCUCUGCAUCACUGAUAUGGUCUUUAAUUACACAGCGGUUAGCAGUGAGUGGAUUCACCAACACCCUGAGUGUGGUUACAACCUGGUAAACUCUCCUUAUCUGAAACCAGCGUGGCUUCUAGACAGAGCUCUGUGGCACCUCAGCUGUGAGAUAGCUGACGGAAAAUAUGAUAAACGAGGAGUGCCAGCUCUUUUUCAAGAUGAACGGAACAUGAAUGCUCUGCGGGGCAUCCUGUGGGAAGAGGUGUUCUCCAGGCUGAGGCUGUGGGAGUUCCUGCAGGUCAGUGUGGAUGAAGCUGUGGAGCAGUUCAGACAGCAGCUGCAGGCUGGUAGAUUAGGUGUCAAAUCCACGUCAAGUUCAGAUUUCAAGAAGGAGCUGACGAUAUUACAAGACCCUCAACACAGACGCUUUGGAAGCACAGUGGACUUGAACUCUGCCUUUGAUAUGUUCACACCUCACAGUAAGAGCCCAUCGGACAUCAGGAAGUGUUGUCUGUGUUUCAGAAAGGGACUGGAGGAGCUGAACUUGGAAUUGUACAAAGAGAUGAACCACCAUGCCCAGCAGGCCACUAAGUGCAUUGUGGAAAAUGUAUUUGAUGAGCGUAUAUCUGAUCAUGGGCCUAAACUGGGUCCAGUCACAAGGAAGUACCCUCUCUGUUCCAGGUAUUUCAUUUUCCCAUUUAAAGAAUUAACUUUUGAUGAGGAAAUGCAGCUGUUGGAGCAGAGAGAGAAGGCGUGUCACUUUCUGGCCCAUGAUGGCUUUGUGAAAGAAAACGACCUGCUUAGGAACUCUGCAGAACCAGGCUCACAGGUCUACUCGAGAGAACUGUUCUGUCAGGGUGACACUAUCAAGCUUCGUUAUGGAGAGAAACCAGAGGACAGUCCUUACCUGUGGGCCCAUAUGAAGACAUACACAGAGAUUACAGCCAGAGUCUUCUCGGGUCUACGCCUGGUCAACUGUCUGUCGACCCCUCUGCACGUUUCUGAGGCAAUGCUUUCAGCAGCCAGAUCCAUCAAGCCUAACCUAUAUGUGAUAGCUGAUAUCUCUACCAGCAGUCAGCAUAUUGACAAUGUCUAUGUAAACCGCUUGGGAAUCACGAGUUUGAUGCGAGAUGCUGUGGGUGCCUCAGAGAGGCAGGAGGAUUGGGGUUAUCAGUCCUGGUUUGGCAAGGAGCCAGUAGGUGCCUUCUCCCAGCCCAGCAAUCGGCCUCUGAUCCCAGCUGUUACUCAUACAAUGUUCAUGGACAGAAGCUCCAACCAUCACAGCCCCAUCCAGAAGAGUUCAGUUUACGACUUCUUGCCCAGAUCAACCCUGGUUUCUAUGGCCUGCUGUGCAACAGGGAGCACCAGAGAAUAUGAUCAGCUGAUUCCUCAACAGCUCUCCACAAUGAAGGAAAAUCAACAAUACACAUGCUGGAACUCUGAGGCCCAUACGUCAUCUAACCAAGUCAACCUGCAGACUGGGAUCCUUGCUGUAAAGCUGGCACUGAACAGGCUUCACUACAGGCUGGCUGCUGAGGGCUUUUCUCAGGUGAAAGUGGAGCAGCUGGGUGAGGGUGUGGUUGCAGUAACCAGACACUGUCCCACCAGCCAUCAAUCUGUGGUGGCUGUGCUGCGAAGGGCGAUCAAGAAUCCAGAGACACACCAUUAUUCAAAUGAUGUUCCACCCAUGUUAAUACCAGGUUGGAUUAAAGAGGUGGUUUUGGAGGCUAGGACCAUUGUGGGGUGCACCAACUCCAACAAAAAAGAUGACAACAUGAAUGUUCUGCCAAACUGCACUGUAGACAUCAAAGAACACAUCCAGCUGAAUGACAGUAAGUUGUUGAAAAAGGCUGACAUGGUCCCAAAACACAACGGUGUUCUUGAGGAGGUAGUAUUUGAGAAGUUGACACCAGGCAGCAUCAUCAUCUUCAGGGUGACUCAGGAGCCUAGGUCCCACGAGAAGUUGGGGAACCUGAGAAGACAGCUGAUCCAAUUUAGUCCACAGUACCAGACUGGCUCUCUGGCUGAAAACAGUACACCAUCUAUUCUGACCAAGCCAUUGAUGAGUAUCAUGUCCAAGCUGACCCUGGCUGACAUGAAUGUGCUUCUGUACCACUGUGAUGCCGAGGAAAGAGAGGAUGGGGGAGGAUGCUACAACAUACCUUCAUGGCUACCUCUCCUCUACGGGGGCUUGCAAGGGCUGAUGUCAGUCUUGGCAGAGAUUCGUCCCAAGAAUGAUCUUGGUCAUCCGCUCUGUGAUAACCUGAGGCAGGGAGACUGGAUGAUGGACUAUGUCUCCAACAGACUUUUAGCAAAGGGGGGAGCUUUGGGAGAGGUGGGCCACUGGUUCCAGGCCAUGUUUGGCUACUUGAAGCACAUCCCCCGCUACCUUGUGCCUUGCUACUUCGACUCCAUUAUUCAGGGAGCCUACAACACUGCUUUAGAGGCUGUUUUCAAACGCAUGUCAAGCUUUGUGCAGAAUGGAUCAAGCCUGGUUAAACAACUGGCGCUGGGUUCGGUGCAGAUGUGUGGUGUGGAUCACAGUUGGGCACUGCCCAUAAUCUCUCCUCAUCUUAAAGAUGUCCAAUGCUCGCUUCAUGAAGUAACGGAGGAACAGCGCUUUGUGUCACUUGCAGCAGGUCUUCCUCACUUUUGUGCUGGGCAAUUCCGUUGUUGGGGCCGUGACACCUUUAUUUCCCUGCGAGGCCUGCUAUUGCUGACUGGCAGAUACCUGGAAGCUCGGAUCAUCAUCCUAGCAUUUGCAGGUACAUUGCAUUACGGCCUGAUCCCCAACCAGCUUGGCAAGGGCACUAGUGUGCGCUACAACUGUCGGGAUGCUGUUUGGUGGUGGCUGCAGUGUAUCCAGGAGUAUUGCACACUAGUACCAGAUGGUGUCUCCAUCCUCAAGUGUCCUGUCAAAAGGAUGUACCCCAACAUAUCUGAGCUUAAGCCUAAUGGAGCCAAGGAACAACCACUAUAUGAUGUUAUCCAGGAGGUUAUGCAGAGACAUAUGCAUGGUAUUCAGUUCAGAGAGACCAACGCUGGGCCACAGUUGGACAGUAAUAUGUCCAAUGAAGGUUUUAAUGUAGAGGCUGGAGUGGACCAGACCACUGGCUUCAUCUCUGGAGGAAAUCGCUUCAAUUGUGGAACUUGGAUGGACAAGAUGGGUGAGAGUGAGAGGGCACACAACAAGGGAAUACCUGCUACACCAAGGGAUGGCUCUGCAGUGGAGAUAGUGGGCCUGUGUAAAUCUACUAUAAGAUGGCUUGUGAAACUGCACAACAAUGGGCACUUCCCCUAUGCAGCGGUCAACAUACGCAGAGGAGGACAGACAUAUUCAGAGUCAUAUGUGAAGUGGGAUCUUAAGAUCCAGGAGAACUUUGAGAAGAACUUCUUUAUUCCCCAUGAUCCCCAGGACUAUGAGGGGAGACAACCUGAGUUGGUUCACAAAAGAGGCAUCUACAAGGACAGUUUUGGGUCUUCAAGUCCGUGGUGUGACUACCAACUCCGCACUAACUUCCCCAUUGCCAUGGUGAUGGCUCCUGAGCUUUUCACUGUGGAGAAAGCCUGGGAGGCUCUGGGUAUAGCUGAAAGGAAGCUAUUGGGGCCUUUGGGAAUGAAGACCUUGGACCCUGAUGACAUGGUCUACUGUGGAAUAUACGACAGUUACCUGGAUAAUGAUAACUUCAACACAGCAAAGGGCUUCAACUAUCAUCAAGGCCCAGAAUGGUUGUGGCCAGUCGGCUACUUUCUACGUGCCAAACUUUACUUUGCCAAGGAAAUGGGAAAGGAGACGUAUGACCAAACUGUAAACCUGGUGAAAAACGUUCUCUCUCGUCACUCUAUACACUUGGAGAGGUCACCUUGGAAGGGUCUCCCUCAGCUGACUAAUGAGAAUGGCCAGCACUGCCAGUACAGCUGUGAGAGCCAAGCCAUAUCCAUGGCUCCAAUGCUGGAGGUUUUGUAUGACCUUUGACCAAGACAGCAUACUCAACAGUGGUUAGUUUACUGCUGACCUUACACACUUAAAUAUUGCCCCAAUGCUCAUAGACCUCACAGCAUCAUAGUUUCAUAAUACAGUUAGAAUCAGAACUAAAAUCAAUACUGAAUCAGAGUCAAUUAAGUGUCUGAAAUAUUUGGUUUUCCCAAAGCCUUUGUGUUUUACCAUGUAGUACCAGGAAUAAUAUAGUUGGUGAUUUUGGCAUUGUAUUGAAAGCAGAUAUAAACAAGAUACAGGGGGUAAAGAGCGUAUGACAUGAAUCAAUCAUCCCUGGAGAGAAAAACACAGCUGCUUGUUCCUGGUUUGUGUAUCAAUUUUGACAAAAGAGUAUACUGCAAUUGUGUUGAUAUAACAAUCUUGUUGUUCUUGGUUAAUCCACGGUAUGACACAAAAUAUGGUAAGCCUCAGAACAUUUUAGCUAAGGGAUGGAUGAAAGCAACAAGCAACCUAAAGUUAAAUGAAAGUAGAAUUCUAUAGAUUUCUACGGAGGAACUAACAGUGUUCUUCUAUAAGGUUUUCCCUCGUGGAGCAAGCUGUCUCCUUUGCUUUAUAAUCUUGGACAGUUGGGAUGAGAUCUAAAGACUUUAAAAUCCAUACUAUAUGAUACAUAUAAUACACGGUAAUUAUCAAACCAUUCAAUGAGCUCUCAUUUCCAAUGUUUUUUUCCUUUUAUUUCCUCAACUGUCUAUACCUCUAACCAGAGAAUUAUAUAGUAACAAAGUAGUUGCUUUCAUGACUGGUUAAGGUACUAUUUAUGCUUAAAGGUUGUGCCCCUCAGAAACAAAAGGAUGAACAUGGGCUAUAGAACGAAAAACAGUAUUUCAUGUCAUGUAAUAAAUAAAUAUUAAAAUAUAAAAUAACAAA
Eleginops maclovinus (Patagonian blennie) is the source of this 5504-nucleotide messenger RNA. RefSeq names its product glycogen debranching enzyme-like. Gene Ontology annotation, biological process: glycogen biosynthetic process; glycogen catabolic process. Lineage: Eukaryota; Metazoa; Chordata; Actinopteri; Perciformes; Eleginopidae. Gene Ontology annotation, molecular function: amylo-alpha-1,6-glucosidase activity; 4-alpha-glucanotransferase activity. The record is from RefSeq and is a predicted model, not a curated record.